AUGCGUCACAGUGUUGCAGCUAGAGGGCAUGAUAGCUGCAAAAAACGGAAUGCAAGGCAAAUGAACCAUCAAAUGCACUGUGUUAUGUACGGUUACAUGGGAAAAAACGCGACUAAACGUGAGUUUGAAUGCGGGAUGAUUGUAGACGUUCGAAGCUUCGGAACCAGUAUCAUCGAAAUCGCUGCUCUUAAAAAAUGUUCGAGAGCAGCAGUUAUUAAUGUGUACAGAGAGUGGACUACCAAGCAGAAAACCGGGUCUCAACGUCAAGGUUGUGGUCGUCACAGGCAACUGAAUGCUCGAGCUGAAAGGAGACUUUCCAGAGUUGUCAAGCCCAACAGAAGAGCAACAGUAAGUCUAAUAGUGAGGAAUUCCAAUGAAGGUGCAACUGCGAACGUCUCUGACCGACCUUUUCACCACACAUUACACAGUAUUGGGUAUGGUAGCCGACGACCUGUUUGA
Messenger RNA from Parasteatoda tepidariorum (common house spider), 459 nucleotides. RefSeq lists its product as uncharacterized. Lineage: Eukaryota; Metazoa; Arthropoda; Arachnida; Araneae; Theridiidae. The record is from RefSeq and is a predicted model, not a curated record.